Molecule: messenger RNA, 1104 nt
Organism: Balaenoptera ricei (Rice's whale)
Lineage: Eukaryota; Metazoa; Chordata; Mammalia; Artiodactyla; Balaenopteridae
Gene: KLF1
Product: KLF transcription factor 1
Exons: 3
Coding region: 1-1104 (367 amino acids)
Biological process (GO): regulation of transcription by RNA polymerase II
Molecular function (GO): RNA polymerase II cis-regulatory region sequence-specific DNA binding; DNA-binding transcription factor activity, RNA polymerase II-specific
Source: RefSeq, a predicted model, not a curated record
AUGGCUGCAGCGGAGACCGCCUUGCCCUCCAUCAGCACGCUGACCACCCUGGGCCCCUUCUUGGACACACAGGAAGACUUCCUCAAGUGGUGGCGCUCUGAAGAGGUGCAGGACUUGGGCCCAGGCCCCCCCGACCCCACAGGGCCACCCCUCCACGUGAGGCCUGAGUUGGAGGACACGCCCGGGGAGGACGAAGACGAUGAGAGGGACGCGGCUACCCCCUGGGACCUGGAUCUCCUACUCACCAACUUUCCGUGCCCAGAGCCGGGCAGCGCGCCCCAGACCUGCGUCCCCCAGACUUGCGCUCUGGCGCCUGGCGAAGGUUCCGGGGUGCAAUUCCCACUGCCGCCCGAGACUCUGGGCGCGUACGCGGGCAGCCCGGGGCUGGUGGCUGGGCUCUUGGGUCCCGAGGACCACCCGGGCUGGGCGCGCCCGGCCCCACGAACCCCGGCUCCCGAUGCCUUCGUAGGCCCAGCCCUGAUUCCAGCCCCCGAGCCCAAGGCGCUGCCGCUGCAGCCGAUGUACCCGGGACCGGGUGCGGGUUCCUCCGGCAGCUACUUCCCCCGGACGGGGCUUUCAGUGCCUGCAGCGCCGGGAGCCCCCUACGGGCUGCUGUCCGGGUACCCUGCGCUGUACCCGAUGCCGCAGUACCAAGGGCACUUCCAGCUCUUCCGCGGGCUCCAGGCUCCGGCGCCCGGUCCCGCCACGCCCCACUCCUUCCUGAGUUGUCUAGGGCCCGGGACGACGGGUGCAGGACUCGGGGGGACCACAGGAGACCCAGGAGGGACCGCGGAGGCCGCACCAUCCAAGCGCAGCAGGCGAUCGUGGGCGCGCAAGAGGCAGGCUGCGCACACGUGCACGCACCCGGGCUGCGGCAAGAGCUACACCAAGAGCUCUCACCUGAAGGCGCAUCUACGCACGCACACAGGGGAGAAGCCAUACGCCUGCACGUGGGAUGGCUGUGGCUGGAGGUUCGCGCGCUCCGACGAGCUGACCCGUCACUACCGAAAGCACACCGGUCAGCGUCCCUUCCGCUGCCAGCUCUGUUCGCGUGCUUUUUCGCGCUCGGAUCAUCUGGCCUUGCACAUGAAGCGUCAUCUUUGA